This is a messenger RNA of Anguilla anguilla (European eel), 3809 nucleotides long. Its product is annotated as zinc finger protein 664-like. The record is from RefSeq and is a predicted model, not a curated record. The transcript is spliced from 3 exons. The coding region runs from base 555 to 2039 and encodes 494 amino acids. Gene Ontology annotation, biological process: regulation of transcription by RNA polymerase II. Gene Ontology annotation, molecular function: DNA-binding transcription factor activity, RNA polymerase II-specific; RNA polymerase II cis-regulatory region sequence-specific DNA binding. NCBI's taxonomy places the organism in Eukaryota, Metazoa, Chordata, Actinopteri, Anguilliformes, Anguillidae.
CAUGAUACAUUUGUCAAUGGAUAAUGUCUACAAUUUUACGACAACGUAGCCUACCGUUCAGACGUGUGCCAGGACUACGGGAAAGGCUAGCACCCCGAGCUUGAUCACUCCAUUUGACAGCGUAGAAUACAUUUUCCUCACAGUCUACUGUACCACUGUAUCACUUUUACAAAUUGUUUGACGCGUCUAGAAACUUUCAAUGGGGAUGAAUUUACGUUUUAAGGCCUCGGGACUAAUCGACAGCGAGUUGACAAGUUUUCGUUGGGCCUGCUUUUCUAAUGCGAAUGCAGAACCGUGAACUAUCCAGUAGUGGGCUGCUGUGCAGGCUAUUUUGACAGUGAGAAUUUUCACUCUACAGUAACUGAUGGUUACAUAGUAACGCUGGCCUAAAGUGGAAUGGCCACGGGUGUACCUGAGGAAUCUAGCUGCUGCAUACAUUUAUCGUGUUGGUUGUAUUUAACUGGGGACAGUUACUACCGCUAGCAACUGUCCAUCUUAAAGACCACUGAAGAGAAGCAAAACUGCAAAACGAGAGGCACGGGAGAUUGUUUAAAAUGUCAAAAAUGGAGCGCCUGAAUGCCCGUGUCGACAAACUGUUGACGGUGGCUGUACAGGAGAUACUGGAGGUAGUGGGCGAAACGGUGUCAGACUACCAACAAGAAACUGCCCUAACAGAGCGGGAGAAUGAGAGUAUGAGAUCGAAGUUGCUGGAGUUAGGGUAUGAGGUGAAGACACUGAGCACAGGUGCUGUAGAGUUCACCUUUCUUCCUGAUAAUGGGGGAAAGUCUCUCAAAGAGCAGCAAUGGACCUCCAGAUUGAGGCAGGACACAGAGCUCAUACCAACUGAGCAGAAACAGGAGUUCAUGGAGGACUACAGAAGCAGGCAGAGAGAAGAGGAGGGCAGUGGACUGGAGUCUGUCCAUUCCACAGAGAAAAUACAUUUUACAUCAGGUUUUAAUACACUCCAGCCUAGAUGUGCAUCUGGAAAUUCUGGUUCAGCCUCACCAAAUUUUAUGCCUGAAUAUGUGAAGAGUGACCCUGAUGAUAAGUCAUUUUGCACGGCAGAACUUUUUGAGAUGCAGGCUGUUGAACCUACAGAGGUCAGCUCUGUACCCACUAUAUGGCCUAACCAAAUGAAAGCAGAAACUGAUGAAGUGCAGCUUACUCCACCAGAUCAUCAAGAUGAAAGUCAGUUAAAAAUCUGUACAACAGCUCAUUCCAGUUACAAACCUGCUGUAAAUUCAGAUAAACAUAAAGAAUACCAUUUGAAUGAGGAGCAAUACAUUUGCACUCAGUGUGGUAAAAGUUUUAUCGAGGCUGGAGCUUUUAAGAGGCACCAACGUUAUCAUACUUCUGAGAAAUCACACCAUUGUCCUGAAUGUGGGAAAAGUUUUUAUCAAAUAUGGCAACUAAAACUUCACCAAAGAAUUCAUACAGGGGAAAAACCAUAUAAUUGCACAUUAUGUGGGAAGAGCUUCAGUCAGUCAGGACACCUUCAAAUACACCAACGGUAUCACACAGGAGAGAAACCAUAUGGAUGCACUCAAUGUGGAAAGCAUUUCUAUCAAUCAGCACAUCUAAAAAUUCACGAACAAAAUCAUACUGGAGAGAAACGUCAUCAGUGUACUCUUUGUGGGAAGAGGUACAUUCAGUCUUGUCAUCUUAAAGCACAUCUACGCGUUCAUUCUGGAGAAAAGCCUUAUGGAUGUGCUCAUUGUGGGAAGAGAUUUGGUGUUCCAGGAUCACUGAAGCGACAUCAACGAUCUCAUAUGGUAGAAAAACCACACAGUUGUACCCAGUGUGGGAAAAGUUUUAACUUGCCAGAAAAUCUCAAAGUGCACCUUAGGUCUCACACAGGUGAACGACCAUACUGCUGUUCCAUUUGUGGAAAGACUUUCAGUCAGUCAAGAUACCUUAAAAUACAUCAGCGAUAUCACACAGGGGAGAAGCCAUACUGCUGUCAUCAGUGUGGUAAAAGCUUCAGUCAGUUGUGUCACCUUAAAAAACAUCAGCAAAUUCACAUUGGUCAAACUCUGUAAUUUUAUAUUCUAGUGUCACGGGCUGUACCUAAAGAAAGUCCCAUUAAAUCAUGUCAAAUGACGAUGAGUACAGUGCAGCAUAAAAAUAGGUGGUCAUAAAGUUGAAUUUCAAACUUCUAUAAAGUCCUGUUGUGUUAACUGGAUAGUCCAAAUUCACUUUUCUGCUGUUUUACCCAUAGUUGGGUGAUUGAUACCAAUUUUAUCCCAAUGCAUACAGUACAAAAAUUUGAGACAAUAUCUACAGGCUGCAUGUACCUGUGUUACCACUAUAAAUGGCUGUAGACCGUAGCAAUGGUAGCUUUUCUGGCUAGUGACAAAUACACCUUCCUGCUUCUCCAAAAGCUGCAUCUUCCAUAUUUAUAAUGAGUGAAAAUAGAAACAAAAAUGAUAUCUUAGUUGUUUUAGAGGAAGUUAAGUUUAGUACUAUAAUUGACAAAUAACCAUGUAUCCAUCCUCUGGGCACUGUGAUUAGUAGAUGUGCAGUUGCCACUUGAAAUAUGAGUUUGGGGUUGGCAGUUAUGCAGUACUAUGCAGUGAGAACGGCAGUGGCAGCCAGCACAAGUUCACAGUCUGUGAUGCACAUACCUGGCAAUGCCUAACUCACGCUUGUAUUACCGUUACUUAGCUUAGCACAGCUAACGUUGCUUCCCGUAUGCAGCCAUUGUGGUAGCACAGUUAGCAUGCAGUCCAUAGAUAUUGGUUAAUAUUUUUGUACUGGACAUGCAGGGAUGAAAUUGGUAUCGAUCUUAACAAUGGGUACGAUAACCAAAACCCGAAUUUUCUAAAAAGUUUGACUAUCCCUUUAAGGAUCACUCUCAUCAGGUUUUGUUCUGGAAACCAAAAGUAUGCUUUAUAAAAUAUUCCAAAGAUUGUUUUAUUAUGCUAUGUUUCAUUUCUGUUCAUUGUAGUCUUUACAAGAGACCUGCAUUUACCAGCUUCAUUUGACAACAUUGGUUUCUAAAGAGCAUCCAUCCAUGCAUCCAUAACAAAUACCAAAUUAUUUAGCAUAAAUAAAGGUUCCGAAAACAACUAAAAUUUAACUAGGAUACCUAAAAUAAACUGAAAGGGAAUUCUCUGGAUCAUUUUACCAUGAAAACUAAUGCAAACUACAAGAACAAAAAUGUGUACUUUUUGCCGAACAUGUAACUUACAUAAACAAGCUGGGCAAGUGGUUUUAACUGCAUGCUGUAUUUAUUUUAUAAAAUUAAGCCUGUGCAUGUAACCUCUGUAUACUGUACAAUACAUGGUGUUUCAGUUUUCUGAGUCAUCAGUAUUUGGCGCUUAUGUUGUUAACCCCUGUACUAUUUUUUGUUGGUUGAAUUUUGUUGUAUUCCAUGUGAUCAAUAAUGUGAAUAGUAACAAAGAGAUUCCUUCUCUGCAAACAUAUGUUACAGAACUAUACUUUAAGAUAUUUAGUUAAGUUGUAUAAUUCACUGUACCUUUCUUGUCUAUAGAAACUGCAUUGCUGUGUAACAGACCUGGGUCAAAUGCGUAUUUGUUUUAGAUUCAAAUACAUUUCUGUGCUCCAUUGAUCUUUCCUGAUGUAAUUGAGCCUGCCAGUCUGACCAGAAGGUGGGGUUUGCACUUUUUGAGAGUAUUUAAUUGGUUCCAACACACCAGACAAGAUCAGUAAAGUGUAGAAAUGUAUUUGAAUCCAAAACAAAUAUAUAUUUGACCUAGGUCUGCUAUGUAACAGGAAAAAGCCUAAUUGUAAAAAUAAAAGAACAUGUAGUAAACAAAAUUGUUGGGCGUUGGGCCACCACUGUUAAA